AUGUCAACGGCAUUUGCAGCAGUAUCGACGUCGUACCUCGCACAAAUGUCGUCGCUUUCUGUUGCCGCUAGUCAAGCGGCAUCUUCCCGCACGGGCCACUCGAACGCUGGCGCUAUUGCAGGCGGCGUUGUCGGGGGAGUCGUUGGAAUUGCCGUUAUUGCCUCAAUUACGCUUCUUGUCCGACGCAAGAUGAGUAUUUCAAAGCAGAAGUAUAACAGUGACAGCCCCAUGAGUGAGAACCGCAUAAUGCCGCCGACAAGUCCUGUGUCGAACAUACGCUAUGACCCAAAUGACCCACGCACUUUCCCUGGAGCGGUGGAUGACCGAGGUUCAUCUCGUGUGGUAGGAGGAUAUACGGGGGCCCCAGAGCUAUAG
Coniophora puteana RWD-64-598 SS2 is the source of this 375-nucleotide messenger RNA. RefSeq lists its product as uncharacterized. The transcript is spliced from 2 exons. Lineage: Eukaryota; Fungi; Basidiomycota; Agaricomycetes; Boletales; Coniophoraceae. The record is from RefSeq and is a predicted model, not a curated record. Bases 1 to 375 code for a protein of 124 amino acids.